Messenger RNA from Anisakis simplex (herring worm), 249 nucleotides. Lineage: Eukaryota; Metazoa; Nematoda; Chromadorea; Rhabditida; Anisakidae. The record is from the annotation of a GenBank genome assembly.
AUGAAUGGAAAACGUGUUGUAACUGUAUUGAGAAUAUCAAAAUUCUGUGUCUCACAUCGUUUGUCGUAUUUCAGAAAGAAGUCGAAGAAGCUGAAAUUUCCGGUAAUCUCGAUGCUCCAGAAGGAGGAUUCGACGCUGUCGUUCAAGCGCUUACCUGUAAUUAUCGGAUGGCGUGAACGAGCACGUAAGAUGAUCGUCUUCUCAACAGAUGCUGGUUUUCAUUUCGCUGGUGAUGGAAGGGUAUGUUAA